AUGAGUUGCCGAACUUUCAGUUCAGAAAAAAGUGAGAAAAGAUGGGUUGAUCAGCUAAACAAGAAUUUCAUCAUUUAUGUUGACAAUCCCCCAACCAUAUUCCAUGUCCCUAAGCCCGUCCGCGACACGAAUCCAGACGCCUUCACCCCUCAGAAGAUAGGCAUUGGCGCAUAUCAUCAUUUUCGCAUCGAUAAAAGAAGGCUUGCUGCGGUGAAGAAGUUCUUGAAGCCAGAACAGUUCAACAGCUUCAAGAGCCUGAUUGUGGACAAGGUAGCAGAGCAGCUCGAUGCAGAGGUUCGCGCGUGCUACAACCAGUACUUGGACAUCGAUGGCGAUACUUUGGCGUGGAUCAUGGCGAUUGAUGGCAUUUAUUUGCUUCAUCUGCUUAAAUCAUAUUCGGCGAAAAAGAGCAUUGGAAUUGAAGACGGGAUUUUAGCGCAGGACAUCCUGAUGGUGGAAAAUCAGAUGCCCUGCAUUGUGCUGAAACAAAUCAGGAAGGCUUUAUGGCCGACAUCACCUGAAGCCGCGGCGAAAGAUAAAGACGCGAUCAGGGACGAGGAAACAACCAAAAAGGAAUGUGACUUGGAGCUGUUUUCCCAAAUGUAUGCCUUCUGUAAAGCGCAUUCCCCGCUUGAGCUCACGGAAAAUGUGCGUUUUGUUGACGAUACAUCCAACCCUCAUCUUCUUCAUUACAUGUAUUCACUGAUCGUGAAAAAUUGGUUCACUGGAGAGAUGAGUCAGAACCAGAGAGGUUUUGACGAUGAUCCUGAAGACGAAGUGACUCCUUUUAUCGGAGACAUGAACAACAACUCUGCCUGGAUGAUGGAUAUGAACAUGAAUAUGAAUGGUUUUCUCGACCAACUCGAAUCCUCUGGAGAGGCGAUCGAGAAUGGUUUGGAAGAGGUUGCUGGCAGUGCUACACAGCUCGCGAGUGUAGCGGCUGGAAUAUUCCGGCUAAAGGCGUUCAUGUUGCUAGCCAAUUUACCGGUUAAGCAAUUCGCCGAUCUCUUCAAGAAGGGAUAUCAGAAGAAAAACUAUUUGCUGGAGGAAAUCCAAAUUCCAUCAGCUUCUGAAAUCCAUGAAGUUUGCAAAAUUGAGUUCAAAGUCUGGUCCAAUUCAGGGAUUGCGGUCCAUUACAAUGACAAAGAGCGGGUACUCUACCUCCCCGUGAUUACCCUGAAUGCUGAUUCAGAAGUGAUCUUAAGAAAUUUGGUUGCGUACGAAGCGCUUUCAGGAUCAAGUUGCCAUUUGAUUUCGGGCUAUGUGGAUUUCAUGUGUGGGAUAAUUGAUACACCUAAAGAUGCUGAAUUGCUCAAGAAAAAGGGUAUCAUAAAUUCCAAUCUGAAGAAUGAAGAAAUCGCUCGAAUGUUCAACGGGAUCGCGAAAUCCACUUGUAUGGAUGCUGACAUUGAAGGGACUGUUGAGAAAUUGAAGAGCAUAGAUGACAACGUUUUCAGUGUCAAAGCCUGGAGAUUUGUGAAGGCUCAUUUUGUUCCUUCCAAGACUGUUGUCAAAUGCUUCCUGGCCACUCUGAUGGUUCUGCUCCUGACUCUGCAAGCGUUCUGUGAGAUUUAUGGAUGCAAUGCUCGUUCCAAUUAUGGGAAGAUGAUCAGUUCAUUCCGCUGAUUCAUUGGUUUUUCUUCCUUUUCAAUUUGUUUCAUAUGUAACCUUCAUUUGUGAAACACCAUGUGUCUGCUUCAAUCACUCAAAUUUGCAUCCUUCCUCAUUGCC
Molecule: messenger RNA, 1731 nt
Organism: Oldenlandia corymbosa var. corymbosa
Lineage: Eukaryota; Viridiplantae; Streptophyta; Magnoliopsida; Gentianales; Rubiaceae
Source: the annotation of a GenBank genome assembly